UCGCGGAGUGAUGAUAUUGGCUGAGUUGUUCUCGGGGGCAAAGGUGACAAGGUCCAACUUGAACAGAAUUGCGGAAUUAAAUAAUGAAGGAAUCUGAUAUAAAGUGCUGCAGCGUAUCUGGUUGACCUUAAAGGAACAGAAGUUACAGUUGGAGAUGUAAAAAAGUUCCCAAUCCUUGUCUAGUGACAAGUAGCACUGACAACUAAAUUCUCAACGUGAGAUCUGACGUUGGAAAAACGUGAGAAAGCGGUUCAACCAACAUGUGUGUCUUUGGAAUUAGCUAUGCCUCGCAAUAUUUCUUGGCGAAAGCAUGGAAUAUUGUGUCCCCAUGCAGACAUCUCCAUGUACCAGUGUGGGUCUCAUCUCGAUGGAAACACACCAACUCUCAGCAGUACAAGGCUGUGAUUUUUGAUAUGUGUGGAGUUCUGAUUCCUUCUCCAGCCACAUUGGCUGCUGAGUGGGAAUUUAGAAACAGUCUUCAGCCUGGAUGGCUAUGGAAAACCAUUUUAAGCGGAGAGAACCAUGUUGCCUGGGACCGCUGCAUGCUUGGAGAACUGACAUUCGAGGAAUUUGCAGCCGUAGUUAGUAAGGAGAAACAGACCUCUAAUAUAAUCAAGCCCUGUUUACAAGCAAUGACAAGUCAGCUGAAAUAUCAGAUUCCUGCGAUGAGAGAAGCAAUCCAAUGUAUCAGGGCGGAAGGAUUGAAAACUGCUAUACUGACCAAUAACUUCUGGUUCAAAGACCAGAGUUUCUUGCCUGUGGAGAAAGUUGAUUUUGAUGUGAUUAUUGAAUCAUGCCGUGAAGGAAUUAAAAAGCCAAAUCCUGAGAUCUACAAACUUUGUUUAGAACAUCUGAAAGUCCACCCUACAGAAUCAAUUUAUCUUGAUGACUCUGGACGAAACCUGGAACCAGCAGCUCAGCUUGGGAUGAUUACAAUUAAGGUUGGAGACACAACUACAGCCAUUCAGAAGUUGGAGUCAUUGCUGAGGUUCCCAUUGCAUGGUUACGUGUAUGGUACGCAAGCUGUUCGUAAAGACACAGACAUUCCUACAGACCGUCUGAAGGAGUACCUCCAGACCACUUUGGGGCUAAGUUCAGGAGAGCCAUUGACUCUCCGGCAGUUUAGUCAUGGCCAAUCUAACUUUACCUAUCACAUGCGGAGUGGCGAUCAACAGCUGAUCCUAAGAAAGAAACCACCCGGAAAACUUCUGCAAUCAGCACACGCGGUGAAAAGAGAAUACAGGGUGAUGAAAGCUCUUGGAUCCAUGGGAGUUCCUGUUCCCAGGACUCUUGCCAUCUGUGAGGACCCCAGUGUUCUUGGGACUUCCUUCUACCUGAUGGAAUACUGCCCAGGGAGAAUAUUUAAGGAUCCAACACUACCAGGACAAUCUGCUCGUCAACGAACAGAAAUUUACAGUGCCAUGAACCAUGUUCUCUGCCAGAUUCAUCAGGUUGACAUCCAUGCUGCUGGAUUAGAUGAUUAUGGAAAACAUGGCAGCUACAUUCAGCGCCAAGUUUGUACGUGGACUGAACAGUACCGAGCAAGUGAGACUCAUAACAUUCAGGCAAUGGAACAGCUCAUAAAAUGGCUUCCAGAAAACCUCCCAACUCAUGAAAAGACCACAAUUGUGCAUGGGGACUUCAGAUUGGACAAUCUGAUUUUUCAUCCUGAGAAGCCUGAGGUGCUGGCGAUUUUGGACUGGGAACUGUCCACCUUGGGCGAUCCCAUUUGUGAUGUGGCAUGUAGUUGUUUGGCACACUAUCUUCCUCUGGAUUUCCCCAUCUUGAAAGGUUUGAAUAAUUGUGAUUUGACAGAGCUCGGAAUCCCAUCUGAUCUGGAAUACCUUACUCUGUACUGUGAUAACAUGGGUAUGAAUCCUGUCGAAAAUUGGAAUUUCUAUAUGGCUUUUACCUUUUUCCGAGUUGCAGCCAUUCUCCAAGGAGUUUAUAAGCGGUCACUUCAAGGUCAGGCAAGUUCAGCUAAAGCUGAAACAGCUGGAAAACUUGCAGAGAACACGGCUGAGUUGUCCUGGAUGUUUGCAAUAAGAGAAGGAUUCAGAAAAUUCAAAUCAAUCCCUACUAGAAAUCCAAACCCUCCAGUGAGAAAGUACUCGACAUGGAACGGACAGAGAUCAUCAGCAACAAACUUCCUAUAUACCUUUUCACUUAAUAACCAUUGCAGACAUUUGGUAUCAGUCCCUAAAGGACAUUUAAUUGUCUCACCUGAAGGGCUAUCUCCUCGCAUCCAAGAGUUGUACCAUCAACUGACUAUGUUCAUGGAUAAACACAUCUAUCCCCUGGAAGAGGAACUAAUGGACUACCAGAGGGAUGAAAAUCGAUGGAUUCCAAAUCCUAGAAUGGAGAAACUGAAAAGUGAAGCUAAGGCGAAUGGUCUUUGGAACCUGUUUUUACCAUUGAAAACUGAUCCUGAGAUUAAAUAUGGAGCUGGAUUGACAAAUCUGGAAUAUGCCCACCUUUGUGAGGUCAUGGGGAGGUCUCUGCAUGCUCCUGAGGUUUUCAACUGUUCUGCACCAGAUACAGGGAACAUGGAGAUCCUAUUGAAAUAUGGGACUGAAGCACAGAAGGAGCAGUGGCUUCUACCAUUAUUAGAAGGGAAAAUUAGGUCAUGUUUUGCCAUGACUGAGCCCCAGGUUGCAUCUUCAGAUGCCACAAACAUCAAAGCCUCAAUUGUUGAAGUGGGAGACAGUUUUAUCCUCAAUGGUCACAAAUGGUGGACAUCAGGUGCAAUGGAUCCUCGCUGCAAACUAUGUGUGUUUAUGGGAAAAACUGAUCCACAGGCUCAUCGUCACAGACAGCAGUCCAUGAUUCUUGUUUCCAUGGAUACACCAGGGAUUAAAGUUGUCCGACCCCUAUCAGUUUUUGGGAUUGAAGACCCUCCUGGAGGGCACGGCGAACUUAUAUUUGAAAAUGUUCAAGUGCCAAAACAGAACAUUCUAUUGGGGCCUGGCCGAGGGUUUGAAAUUGCCCAAGGAAGGCUUGGACCGGGAAGGAUACACCACUGUAUGCGACUCAUAGGCUAUGCAGAUCGAGCAUUGCAACUCAUGAAGGACCGGGUAAAAACACGAGUGGCUUUUGGAAGACCAUUAGCUGAACAGGGCACUAUCAUGACAGACAUUGCUAACUCCCGGAUAGAAAUUGAACAGGCACGGUUGCUCGUGCUGAAAGCUGCCCAUCUCAUGGAUACAGUGAGUGACAAGGAAGCAGCCUCUGAGAUCUCGAUGAUUAAAUUAGUGGCGCCAAGCAUGGCUUUGCAUGUCAUUGAUCGUGCAAUCCAGGCAUUUGGAGCAGCCGGGCUCAGCAGUGACUACCCAUUGGCUCAGUUUUUUGGCUGGGCACGUGCUCUGCGACUGGCUGAUGGUCCAGAUGAGGUUCACAGAGCUGUCAUUGCCAAGCUUGAAUUGAAACGCUGAGUCAGCACAACACAAUACUGAACACUGGUGCCCUGAUCAAUGCAACCACUACCUUUUCUUUAGAUUGCUUUAUGUACAUUGCAUUCAUGUCUAUGAAACAAUACUUAUUGUCUUGUUUAAUAAAAACCGAAAGAACUGCAGAUGCUGUAAAUCAGGAACAAAAACAAAGU
This is a messenger RNA of Rhincodon typus (whale shark), 3601 nucleotides long. Its product is annotated as acyl-CoA dehydrogenase family member 10. NCBI's taxonomy places the organism in Eukaryota, Metazoa, Chordata, Chondrichthyes, Orectolobiformes, Rhincodontidae. The record is from RefSeq and is a predicted model, not a curated record. Gene Ontology annotation, molecular function: flavin adenine dinucleotide binding; oxidoreductase activity, acting on the CH-CH group of donors. The transcript is spliced from 21 exons. The coding region runs from base 261 to 3431 and encodes 1056 amino acids.